CAUAAAGAUAAUGUAUAGAUAAUGUUAUUAUCACCUUUCAUUAAUUCAACUAUUGGGUUGUAUAUUAUAAUGUCAUCAGGACAAUGAAUGGUCGAAGCUUACUCCUUUUAGUGGGCAUCACCCUCAUUCAGGGCAUCUCUUCUAAAAGCCCAAUAUAUUCGGUCGAAGAAGAAUGGGAGACAUUUAAUGAACUGUUGAGGAAUCCAGCAUAUCGGCUGCCGACAACCACCAGGCCUCUACACUAUAAAGUAACCCUAGAUCCCUAUUUCGACGAUGCUCCUACACCUGAAGAGAAUUUUACCUUCAAAGGCACUGUUGUUAUUGACUUGGAAGCCACACAAGAUAAUGUUACACAAAUUGUUUUACACUGUAAGAAUAUGACUAUCCAUGAUGUUAGUAUAAUAAAUAACAAUGAAUCAAGUUUCGUAGAAAUCGUUACCUCUAAUAAUCAAGAUUCUUCGGACAUUGAAGAAUUUAUUUGUGAUCCUGUAUAUGACUUUUUAAGGAUAGAUCUGACUAAAUCAUUGCAAUUAGAUACUGUUUACAGUAUUAACCUGAGCUUUACCGGUCACAUUCAAACAGGCAUGAGUGGUUUCUAUAGAAGCUUCUACAAUGACACAUCUGGCAGGAGAUGGAUGGGAACGACACAAUUUCAACCUGGCAAUGCUCGGUUAGCAUUCCCCUGCUAUGAUGAACCUGGCUUUAAGUCACACUUCGACAUUACUAUCAUCAGAGCUGCUGACUUCAGUGAAACUAUAUCGAACAUGCCUAUAAAAUUAACCGAAGAUGCACAUAAUGGUAGAAAAGCUGAUACUUUUUACACUACGCCAUAUACUUCGACAUACUUGUUAGCUUUCAUAGUAUCUCAUUACGAUAUGAUCGCAACUAAUGGUGACGAUGAUAGGCCAUUCCACAUCUAUGCAAGAGACAACGCCGAUGACACCGGAGAUUGGUCCCUUAAAAUCGGAUUGAAGCUUCUUGAUGCUAUGGAAGAAUUUACCAACAUUUCUUAUUAUGAUAUGGCUGAGCACCUUGAUAUGAAACAAGCUGCAAUUCCUGAUUUCUCUGCCGGGGCUAUGGAAAAUUGGGGCCUUUUGACUUACAGAGAAGCGUUGAUAUUGUACGACCCACGCAAUUCAAAUCACUUCUAUAAGCAGCGUGUAGCUAACAUUGUAUCCCACGAAAUAACCCACAUGUGGUUUGGAAACCUUGUCACUUGCGCCUGGUGGGACAACUUGUGGUUGAACGAGGGAUUUGCUAGACAUUACCAAUAUUACCUAACUGGAUCUGUAUGCAAAGAUCUCGGAUACGAAACUAGAUUUAUAGUGGAACAACUUCAUCAGGCCAUGUUUUCUGAUUCUUUGGAUAGUGCCCAUCCUCUUACUAAUCCGGCUGUGAAUAGUCCUUCAUCCGUGAGUGGUCAUUUCUCCACAAUAACCUACGCCAAGGGAGCAUGUAUCAUCCGAAUGACACGACACUUAUUGGGAGAGGACACUUUCAGAGACGGUCUUCGAAUCUAUCUAAAAAGAAGGCAAUUUGAUGUAGCUGAACCCCAUCAUCUGUUCGAGGCCUUAGACGAAGUUGCUGCCGAAGAUGGCGCUUUGUUGGUUUACAAUGGUAUUACUAUUGACGAGUAUUUCAGAACUUGGACUGAGAAGGGUGGCUAUCCUUUGUUGACUGUUGUGGUUGAUCAACGCACUGGACUUAUGACGGUUACACAGGCCCGUUGGGAAAGAGAAACAGGCACUAGUAGCCGACCUUCUCAAUGGCACAUACCUAUAACGUGGACAAGAGGUAAUCAGCCAGAUUUUGAGGACUUGAAGCCAUCACAAAUCAUCACUGAACAAGCCACUGUCAUCGACAGAGGAACAACUGGUUUAGAGUGGGUCAUAUUUAACAAACAGGAAACUGGUUUCUAUAGAGUAAAUUAUGAUAACACUAAUUGGGCAUUGCUGACGAGAGCGUUGCGAUCUAAAGAGAGAACUGUAAUCCACGAAUACAAUCGUGCUAUGAUUGUCGACGACCUAUUCGCAUUGGCUAGAGCAGGCACGUUGAGGUACGAUAGAGCCUUCAACGUCCUCUCUUUCUUACAAUUUGAAGAUCAGUACGCUCCGUGGAUUGCUGCUAUUAGUGGAUUCAACUUCUUGAUCAGAAGACUCGCAAGUGAUGCGGAUAGCCUGAGUAAGCUCUACGAACUAAUUGAUAAGGAUCUCAGUGAAGCAGUUGUUCAACGUCUUGGAUACCAAGAACCCGAGAACGGCAUGUACAUGGAUGACUUGUUAAGAAUGUAUGUUAUGAGGUUCCUUUGUAAUAUUGGACAAGAAGGCUGUGUAAAUGUGGCUAGAAGUAACUUUUAUGACUGGAUACAGGGAGAAUUCAUUCCUGCAAACAUGCGUCCGUGGGUGUAUUGCGAAGGGUUAAGGCAAGGUUCUAGUGAAGACUUCGAUAUCUUUUGGGAGCGCUACCUCACUACAGAUCUUGCUAGCGAAAAAGCCGUGAUGUUAGAGACAGCAGGGUGUACCACAAAUAAGAGUAGUUUGGAGAAAUUCCUUACAGCAAUUGUCACUGAUGACGAUGCUAUCAGACCUCAAGAUUAUACGACAGCUUACAACAGCGCAGUUUCAGGAAAUGAAAACAAUACUUUGUUAGUGUUUGAAUGGCUCAAACAAAAUUAUGAAGAUGUUAAUAAUACAUUUGGAAGCUUAACGUCACCUUUGAACACAAUUGCAAACCGUCUGUUGUCACUAGAGGACAUAGCUGAGUUCGAGAGUUGGCUGGAUGAAAACAAGGAUGUUAUCGGUGAAUCCGUGUACAACAAUGUGAAAGGAACUCUAGGAACUGUGAAAUCUAAUUUAGAAUGGACCUCUGUAAGGCUACCGGAAUUGGUGCGAUACUUUGAAAUAGGCUAUGAUGAAGAUAUUAUUGAUGAAAUAGAUAGUAGUGAAGAAGACGAAGAUGACAGCAGUGAAGGAACUAGCCCUGAAGAAAGCGAGGAAGAUGAGGGCCCUGAUUCAGCUAACAUUUCCACGUUGAGUGCCAUCACACUUGUUGUUACUCUCUUUAUCAACUUUCUUAAUUUAACAUAAGAAAUAUUACAAUAAAAAUAUCAGUAACAUAAUUUUAUAAAAAGCAUUUUUAAACAUAAAAUUAAAAUUGUAAAUUCAUAAUAAAAAUAUAUUAUUUUUUAA
Molecule: messenger RNA, 3188 nt
Organism: Galleria mellonella (greater wax moth)
Lineage: Eukaryota; Metazoa; Arthropoda; Insecta; Lepidoptera; Pyralidae
Gene: Apn1
Product: membrane alanyl aminopeptidase-like
Exons: 14
Coding region: 84-3086 (1000 amino acids)
Biological process (GO): peptide catabolic process; proteolysis
Cellular component (GO): cytoplasm
Molecular function (GO): zinc ion binding; metalloaminopeptidase activity; peptide binding
Source: RefSeq, a predicted model, not a curated record